Molecule: messenger RNA, 1832 nt
Organism: Myxozyma melibiosi
Lineage: Eukaryota; Fungi; Ascomycota; Lipomycetes; Lipomycetales; Lipomycetaceae
Exons: 5
Coding region: 181-1629 (482 amino acids)
Biological process (GO): endocytosis; plasma membrane tubulation; actin cortical patch localization
Cellular component (GO): actin cortical patch; mating projection tip; medial cortex
Molecular function (GO): protein binding; lipid binding
Source: RefSeq, a predicted model, not a curated record
UUCCGUCGCAGCCGAGAAGACAAGCGACGAGAAGCCGCUGGCAACGAAGCUACGAAGAAAACGGUCCCGGCUGCUAAUUAGUCUGCCCUCAGCGCAGUUCUGUUGUGCAUCUCCUGCCUGCUGCUGCAAAGCCUAGAGCUCUAACCGCGUGUACAAACCACAGAAGUCUGCGCCGCUGCAAUGUCGCUGCGCGGGAUCAAGAAGGCCGUCAUCCGCGCUCCGCACGUCCUCAUCGGCAGCAAGUCGCCCGAGGACCUGACCGUGAUCGAAUGGACAAAGGCGAUCAACGAGGCCGAGGACGGGAUGGGCGAGAUCAUCAGCAACGCAAAGAAGUUCCGGUCGGCGUGGAUCGACUCGCUGGCACACCAGGUCGGCAUGGCGAAGCAGUUUGUCGAGCUGUAUGAGCCGAUCCCGAUGGAGGACCCGACCAAGGUCGUGCGUGAGACGCCAAAGGCGACGCUGGAUGCUAUUAUCAAGUACAGGGAUGUCGUGGUCGAGAUCCAGAACGCGAUCGUGCCUAUGCUGGACGGCAUUGACCGGACCAUCAUCCAGCGCUGCGUGGUGAUGAAGGGCCAUAUCGAAACGAUCAAGAAAACUCUCAAAAGAGAGAACAUUGACUACGACCGACAUUCAAACUCCGUCGAGAAGUUGAACCGCAAGCAGACGCUGGGCGAUAAGGCCCAGCUGUCGCUUGACAAACAGAGCAAGGAGCUCGACAAGGCGUCUGAGGAUUUCAAAGCCCUCGACGAUUACAUCAAAGAAACCAUGCCAAAAGUCAUUGAGCAGCUCUCUGAGUUUAUCGCGCCUCUUGCGACCAUGCUGUUCAACAUCCAGAUCAGCGUCGUUAGUAUCUACAACGACUUCAUGUUUCCUUUUGCCCAAGGACAAGGUCUCGCUGAUCCCGAACACUCGGUAACGGAAGAGUGGACGAAACAAUUCAUCCCGAUCCAGCACAAAUGCGAAGAAGGCCUCGCCAUCAUCCGCACCGGCAAAGCCGUCAAGAAACCAAUGACGCAUCCGGACUCCAAACAUCUCGACGAGAAACUGAAGAAAGCAUUCACGCUCAACAACAAGAAGCGCCCGACCGGAACCGCAAAGGACGGGUCGUACCGCAACUUUAGCAGCAUGAACAGGACCGCGAGCAUGGGCAGAGUAGGCUCAGAUCUCGGGUCCGAGAGCGGGGCUGAGGCGGAUGGAUCGCCUGAUCCGUCGCGCGCGUUCUCGAUGUCGUCGCAUUCGUCAAAGUUUGCAAACUUCUCCGAGGCGUUGCCGCGGUAUAGCACCGUCGCUGUGCCUGCGGCCGGCACACCCCUUUCUGAAGGUGGCGACGCGGCGACCGAGGCUACUGCUGCUUUGAAGGAGAAGGAGGGGACGAACGGGUAUCACGCAGACGUGAAGGAGAAAUCCGAGCCCGCGGCAGCAAAUCUGGCCGGCUCGACUGGCGAGGACGAGCGCGGCAAGUACGAGAUUAUGACUGCGCAGUACACGUUUGUCGCGGUGCAGGACUCUGAUCUCUCGUUCAACGUCGGAGAUAAGAUCAAGGUCUACAAGCGAGACGAGGAUGAUUGGUGGGAGGGAGAGACGAUGGACGGACGCAAGGGCGAGUUCCCUGGGAACUAUGUCAAAUAACUGAGGCUUAUCUCUGUGUUUAAUUUUUGAUUCUGUAACUGCGUUCUUUUAAUUUUUGUUUAAUCUAAUGUUUGCUAUAUUUCUGAGUGUAGUAGGAUGUAUGAAAGAUGUAGUUUGAAGCAAUCAAGUGUAUCGUUAGUAGUCUGAAUAGCUACCGAUUUCGAGCAUCCAAGCAAAGUCACGGGAAUCACGAAAGUCACGGG